GAGACGGAGAAGGGAGGGUACGAAGGGGUGGGGGGCGCCCUAAGCCCGCGCUCCGGAAGUGAAGCGGCCACUCCACCCGCUAAUGGACGCACAGCAGCCGCCGGAGAAACCGCUCUCGGCGCCAGGGACAGCUUGACUUGGCUGAAGGUAAGACACAUGUAUAGAGGUGUGUGACAUCUUCCUGAUCUGGAAGCUGAGUACGUGGCUCCUUGACUCUUGAAGAACAUUCUGGAACACAUAAACAGGAGUCCUUGCUUCCUGCUGUGUGAGUCCCCAGAGUCGGGUGCUAGAGUGGAAACCACCUACCCACUGAUUAGAGAGAGAGGCGAGGUGACAGAAACCAGGAGACUGCUGUUCCAGGUGCCUCACAGUGACAAGAGUCAACACCACACAGCUACAACAAACCCUCGGAAACAGCAGCAAACGCACUGCAGAGCAACAGCCCACCUUACCUACCAUCAGCCUUGCUGUGGGUCUGAAGACAGGCAGGGAGCGUCUGUUCUUGCCACUGGGUGAAGAGACAAGGCAUUUGGUCCACAAGACUUUGAGCGGCUUGGAGACCGAGUGCAAAAGCACACCCUGGGACAAUGGCAGUGGCCCUGCUGGAGGAGUGGUGCAAGAUCAUGGGUGUGGAUGUCCAGAAGUCCCUGCUGGUGACUGGCAUUCCUGUGAACUGUAGUGAGCCUGAGAUCCAGACAGUCCUACAGGAGGCACUGAAGUGUGUGGGCAGCUACCGGCUACUGGGCAAAAUACUCCAGAAGCAAGACAAUACCAGUGCUGUCUUACUAGAACUUAUGGAGGACGCGGAUAUGUCUGUGGUUCCCAGUGAGGUGCAGGGAAAGGGAGGUGUCUGGAAAGUGAUCUUCAAGACCCCUAAUCAGGACACUGAGUUUCUCCAAAGACUCAACCUCUUUCUAGAAAAGGAAGGGCAGACGGUCGCAGGGAUGUUCCGAGCCCUGAAGCAUGAGGGAGUGUCCCCAGCCACCACACCCUGCACAUCCCCCGAGUUAUUGGCCCACUUGGUGGGGCAGGCAAUGGUUCACGCCCAGAGGCCUCUGUUGCCUGUGAGGUACUGUAAGCUGAGAGUAUUCUCUGGGAGCACAGUGGCUGCCCCAGAGGAGGAGCCCUUUGAGGUUUGGUUGGAACAGGCCACUGAGAUAGCCAAAGAGUGGCCCAUCCCUGAGACAGAAAAGAAAAGGUGGGUGACGGAGAGCCUCCGUGGCCCUGCCCUGGACCUCAUGCACAUAGUACAAGCAGACAACCCUUCUAUCAGUGCAGAAGAAUGUCUGGAGGCCUUUAAGCAGGUGUUUGGGAGCAUGGAGAGCCGUAGAACCUCACAGGUCAAAUACCUAAAAACCUAUCAGCAAGAAGGAGAGAAAAUCUCAGCCUAUGUGCUCCGGCUGGAGACUCUGCUCCGGAGAGCUGUGGAAAAAAGGGCCAUCCCCCGGAACAUUGCUGACCAGGUACGUCUGGAGCAGGUCAUGGCUGGAGCCAACCUUAGCAACGUUCUCUGGUGCAGGCUACGGGAGCUGAAGGAUCAGGGCCCACUGCCCACGUUUUUGCAGCUGAUGAAGGUGGUCCGUGAGGAGGAAGAAGAAGAGGCCUACUUUGAACAUGAGAGCAGAGAGGAGCCAGGGGAAAGGGAGGGCUCUGGCCGCUGGGACAAUUCAAGGAACAACUGACAGACAUCCCUACUCCAUUUCUGAUCUGGUAAUGCUUGACAAGGCUAAUCCCAUUCUAGUGCACUCUGCUUUAAAGUGCAGGACUGAAGUCAAGCAUUAGGAAUGAAGGUUUUUGGGUUUUUUUUGUUUUUCCUUUUUCUUUGGUUUUGAUGGUUCUCACCUUAUAGCCCAGGCUGGCCUUGAACUGGUAUUCUUCCUGCCU
Messenger RNA from Rattus rattus (black rat), 1884 nucleotides. It is a transcript of the gene Pnma2, whose product is annotated as PNMA family member 2. Bases 588 to 1682 code for a protein of 364 amino acids. NCBI's taxonomy places the organism in Eukaryota, Metazoa, Chordata, Mammalia, Rodentia, Muridae. The record is from RefSeq and is a predicted model, not a curated record. The transcript has 3 exons.